UAGACUGAAUUUAAUUUUAAAACCUUAAAAAGAAUCUCAAAUACAUCACUCUGCCUGUGCACAGUCCCUGUUUCUUGGAUAUCUCUCCUGCUUUGAAAGAUGAUGGCAGUCGACAACCCGAUUUCGACUUUUGCUUCUAUUUCAGUACUUCUCAGCAUAUUCCUGAUAUCAUCCCCCGUCUUUGUACAGUCAUUUGCUUUACCUUCUGCAAUUGGAUAUGGAGGCACUAAGUGGGUUAACAACAUCCAGUCUUUAGACUCGUGGAUACUUCAGUCAGCAGGCCCAUGCCAACAUACUGUCAGGCCUAUUCUUCUGUCCAAGAAUAUCUCAUAUGGCGGUGAAACCCUGCGGUUUGGAUGUGGGUUUUUCUGCGACUCUAAUCCUUGUGACAUGGGCUAUUCAUUUGCAGUUUUCUUUGUUAUCUACCAGGCUAAUUAUAGUGAUCCAGAUGAUCUGCAGAUGGUGUGGACUGCAAACAGAGAGCAUUUGGUGCAAGAAAAUGCAACCCUUGAACUCACCUCCACUGGAGAUCUUGUCUUGAAGGACUCAGAUGGCAGUCUAGUCUGGUCUACAAGUACAUCUGCUCAAGGAAUAAUGAUGGAAGAAACAGGGAACUUAGUGCUCUUCAACAGCUCCAAUAGAACCAUGUGGCAGUCUUUUGACCAUCCUGCUGAUAUGCUUCUGCUAGGCCAGAAGUUGAAGGUGGGGCAGAAGCUUAUUGCAAAUAUUUCGCCCACCAAUACAAGUCAAGGGUUUUACUAUGGAUCCUUGAAUGUGGAUGGCAUUGCUCUGUAUACAGCCACUCAAAUGUAUUACAGGUAUCCUAAGCCACCCACAAAUGGCAGCAUAGCUUAUAUACAGAUAGACAAUGAGUCGCUCAAUUUUUAUUCUGAUGAUUUUUUGUCAAAUCAGAUUUCUAUACCAAAAAAUUCCCUCUAUGUUAAGAUUGAUUCAAAUGGGCAUUUGCAAUUCUAUUCUUUCCAGCCAAAAACUGGAAAUUCUUUUACUGACUAUUUGUCAGGUUUUACAAAUGAACUGAACCCAUGUGAGUAUCCGAGAACUUGUGGGGACUAUGGUAUCUGCACAGAUGGUCAGUGCAGCUGUCCAAAAGAGGCCAAUGCUUUUUCUCAGAUUGAUUCCUACAGAGCCACUUUGGGCUGUGUUCUACUCAAUCCUCUGGUCUGUCCAGAGACAUUCUCAAUCAGUAGCAGUCCACAAGAUUAUGAGUUGUUGGAGAUUGAUCAUGUUUCAUAUUUUGCUUAUUUGUAUGAAAAUGCUUCUACUACAGGGUUGGUUUCAAGAGAUGAAUGUAAAGACCUUUGCCUCAAAAAUUGUUCCUGCAAAGCUGCUUUUUUCAGGUAUAACAUCUCUACCAGUUUUUCUAGUGGUUAUUGUUAUUUGGAGUCCAAUGUCUACUCUAUGAAAAUAGAUCGUCCGAGGGACAGAUUUUACAAUUCCAAUGCUUACAUUAAAUUCCAGAGAAUUCCCAAGCACCCUAAUCAGUCAGUUAUAGUUAUCAGUAUUGGUGUUUGUACUGGACUGUUUUUGCUGUUUCUCUUGUUGGGGGCAUGGAUUUUUAAAUCUGGGAAAUGCAAAACAGCAGUGAAAAGGGAUGAGCUUGAGGAUGAUGAUGCUUCUCAGAACUGGCCUGCUGGGUUAAUUUCGCGUUUCUCAUUCCGGGAACUGGAAAAGGCUACAAACAAUUUCAGCAGGAAGCUUGGCAGCGGGGGAUUCGGGACAGUUUAUGAGGGGGCUUUGUCUGAUGGCACAAAGAUUGCAGUGAAGCGACUUGACAGAGCAGGGCAAGGAACAAAACAAUUUAAGGCAGAGGUAGAAACAGUAGGUAGUAUUCAUCAUCUUAAUUUGGUAAGAUUGAAGGGCUUCUGUGCUGAGGAAUCUCAUCGAAUGCUCGUAUACGAGCAUCUGCCAAAUGGGUCUCUUGAUAAAUGGAUAUUUCCCAAUGAUACCGAUCGGUUUGUGCUGGAUUGGAAGACCAGAUCAAAAAUAGUUCUUCAUAUAGCACGCGGAUUGGCCUACUUACAUGAAGAGUGUGAACAGCGAAUCAUUCAUUUUGACAUCAAACCCCAAAACAUUCUCCUGGACGAAAAUUUCAAUGCCAAGGUCUCAGAUUUUGGGCUCGCAAAGCUGACUAAUAGAGAGCAAAGCGAAGUGAUAACUAUGUUGAGAGGAACACCUGGUUAUAUGGCUCCUGAGUUAUUGAGCAUGCAUAUUUCAGAGAAGGCAGAUAUUUUUAGCUUUGGUGUCGUGUUGGUCGAGAUUGUGAGUGGGAAAAGAAGCAGACAGCUUGGUGGGCACCGCUUAUUUUCAGUAUUACAGAGUAAGGCCGAAGAAGGGAAACUCACAGAUUUGUUAGAUUCAAGCCUUAAAUAUGAAGCGGAUGUUGUAAAGGAGGAGGCAGAAAGAGUGUUAAGAGUAGGGAUGUUGUGUAUUCAGGAUGAUUAUAUGAGCAGACCAGCAAUGUCGAUUGUGGUAAAGGUAUUGGAGGAUAUGACAGAGUUGGACAGUUUCCCCUGUUCUUCGUCCCCUGUUAAGCAUCAGCCAUUUCUACCCUCACAACAAUCUCCAAAUUUGGAAUUCUCGUACACUGCAGACUCUUCUAAAUUAUCUGGUAGAUGAUUGCUUUCUGUUCGAAUCUGAUGCUUCAUUUUGGGCUCUUUUGGUUUCUCGAGUGGUAGAUCUUGAUUUUUUCCAUUGAUCAAAGCAAAAAACAGGGGAAACUGAUACAGAAAACAAGACGGCAAGAUGAGAAAACCAAAAAUUAUUACAAAUAAGGAGAUGCAGACCAGAAAAACUGCAAGAUGAAUGAAAUGAAAUUACAAAUAAGGAGAUGCAGACCAGAAAAACUGCAAGAUGAGUGAAAUGAAAUCACAAAUAAGGAGAUGCAGACCAGAAGAACUGAAAGAUGAAUAAAAUGAAAUUACAAAUAAGGAGAUUCAGCCAAAAAAUCUGCAAGAGUAAAAUGAACAGUGCAUACUGUAUUGUGGAGUAAAUAGGUUUUCAAGGCAUCUUUAUUUUAAUGUUUUGUAUCUCUAUUUCUUAGGUUAAUAGAUACUCUAUCUAAUCUUGAUUCUGUUGAGACAUAUGACAUUCUGUGUUCCCUCAAUUCUUCAUGUCUAUAGAUGUAAAGGCACUGUACACUUUGUAUCAAAUCUUAGCUCAAUAUCAUUUCAUGUGUUUAAUA
Messenger RNA from Cryptomeria japonica (Japanese cedar), 3202 nucleotides. RefSeq names its product G-type lectin S-receptor-like serine/threonine-protein kinase SD2-5. Gene Ontology annotation, biological process: protein phosphorylation. NCBI's taxonomy places the organism in Eukaryota, Viridiplantae, Streptophyta, Pinopsida, Cupressales, Cupressaceae. Gene Ontology annotation, molecular function: ATP binding; protein serine/threonine kinase activity. The record is from RefSeq and is a predicted model, not a curated record. The transcript has a single exon. The coding region runs from base 100 to 2637 and encodes 845 amino acids.